UUCCCAAGCUAAGUAAAUCAUCUCCUCCCCUCACUCCCCCACUCUCAAAAAUCUUCUUUCAUUUAAAAAAAAAAAAAAACACCAUCCUUUUUAUACGGCGCACGUUAGCGUCUUACAGCAGCGAACCAUCGCAAGCCUUCUCUAUGGCCGCUUCCUAUCGACCGCCGCCACCGUCAGCUAUUGAUCUCGACCUCACCGUCGUCUCAGCCAAGUAUCUAAAGAACGUCAACUGGCGAAACGGCGAUCUCAAACCCUACGCUGUCUUCUGGGUCGAUCCAGACCGCCGUCUCUCGACCCGUUCGGACGAUGCCGGAUCGACCCGACCGGUAUGGAACGAGCGUUUCACCCUUCCCCUUUCCUCCUCUCUACACGACGUCGUUUUAACCCUCGAGAUUUUUCACUCCAAGCCAUCGGAAACACCGAAGCCGUUAGUCGCCACUCUCCGUGUCGAACUCAAAGAAUUACCCGACCCGGAUGACCGUUCCAAGAUCCGAACCUUCCCUCUCCUCCGACCCUCGGGCCGUCCCCAGGGCAAGAUUCGGGUGAAACUCGGGAUUCGCGAACGUCCCCUUCCUCCACCGCCUGAUUACCAUUUUGCCCCUCAUAACUAUUAUUACACAAAUGUCCCUCCUCAUCCGCCAAGAUACUCCGGUUUGCCCUACGUUUCUCACCCUCCGCCGCCUCAAUCGCCUACGUACUCCGUCCCCGAUUCGUAUUCUCCCCAUUUCUCCAACCACUACUACCCUACUCCGCCGCCGCCCAUGCCUCCUCGUCCUUUCUUGGAGCGUUCUUACAGCUACACUGGUCCAUCAGCACCGUUAGAUUACUCUCCCUACGAUCAGAGACCUAGAGGAGGCCCUAAAUUCGGGACCGGAUUAACUGUUGGAGCGGCUGCGGGGGCUUUAGGUGGAUUAUCAUUAGAAGAAGGAUUGAGAUACGAAGAAGAAAGGAUUCGUGGAAGAGUGGAGGACGACGUCGCAUCAAGGGACAGGGAUGAUUAUAGUGAUUAUCGUCAUCCGGAUUAUUGAUUGCUUUUAGCUACAACGAUGAUGAUGGGGUAUAUUUUUAUAAAUAUAUAUGUAAAUAAUCUGUGAUCUGCUGAUGAUGAGUUUUGUGUUGUUAAUGCCUGGGGAUUAAAAACGAUCCGAGAAAAGAGUGAGCUAAGAAUAACUCUUUUGAUGCCUGUUACGUGUUCUGCUAUUUUCUUCUGCUACGACAAUAAAUUGUUAGUUUUUAAUUGUUGAAUCUUCCCCAUUUCUUGGAGUUAAUCUUUCAAUGUCUUUUUUCUGUGUUGCUGAAUAUGAUGGUAGGUAGUUGAACUUGUGGUUAAUGAAGGGUCAAAAUCAUAUUCAGCUAUGGCGGUUCAGAAAUGCUUUGGAUUAUCAUUUCUUACCUGCCGGUGAUGCUGGAAAGGCAUUUUCAUGUGUCUGUACCAAGGUUCAGUCUUCAAGGUUUAAUGUAGUAAACUGAGCUGAACCAAAUUACUGCCCGUGGGACCUCAUUAGAGUAAGUCAUGUUUUCUAUGAGAUAGAAGGGGUUACCGACCUCAUUAAGGCAUUUUUCAUGUGGUUUUCUGUACCAUGACUUUACUCUGUAAAAUGAUUCCUCUGGAUAAUACUUGUUUGUGGUUAA
Messenger RNA from Gossypium arboreum, 1632 nucleotides. Its product is annotated as leucine-rich repeat extensin-like protein 1. Gene Ontology annotation, biological process: defense response. Bases 144 to 1028 code for a protein of 294 amino acids. Lineage: Eukaryota; Viridiplantae; Streptophyta; Magnoliopsida; Malvales; Malvaceae. The transcript has a single exon. The record is from RefSeq and is a predicted model, not a curated record.